Molecule: messenger RNA, 4034 nt
Organism: Gracilinanus agilis (Agile Gracile Mouse Opossum)
Lineage: Eukaryota; Metazoa; Chordata; Mammalia; Didelphimorphia; Didelphidae
Gene: ITGA6
Product: integrin subunit alpha 6
Exons: 26
Coding region: 33-3431 (1132 amino acids)
Biological process (GO): cell-matrix adhesion; cell-cell adhesion; leukocyte migration
Cellular component (GO): integrin complex; external side of plasma membrane
Molecular function (GO): integrin binding
Source: RefSeq, a predicted model, not a curated record
CCUUUCCCUUCCCCGCCCAGCCGUAAUUGCCGAUGGCGGCUGCGGGGCAGCCGGAGCUCCUCUUCUACCUGUCGGCGUGUCUGCUGCUACGCCUCUGCGCCGCCUUUAACUUGGACACUCGGGAAGAAAACGUGAUCCGCAAGAGCGGGGAUCCGGACAGUCUCUUCGGCUUCUCCCUAGCCAUGCACUGGCAGCUACAUCCACAGGACAAGAGGCUGUUGUUGGUAGGGGCCCCUCGUGCCAAAGCUUUUCCAUUACAGAGAGCCAACCGAACAGGAGGCCUGUACAGCUGUGACAUAACAAGCCAGGAGCCUUGCCGACGCAUUGAAUUUGAUAACAAUGCUGACCCUUCGUCAGAGAGUAAAGAAGACCAGUGGAUGGGUGUCACUGUCCAGAGUCAGGGCCCAGGGGGAAAAGUGGUGACGUGUGCCCAUCGGUAUGAGAGAAGGCAAAAUGUCAACACCAAGCAGGAGUCCCGGGACAUCAUCGGGAGGUGUUAUGUGUUGAGUGAGUCUCUUACCAUUGAAGAUGAUAUGGAUGGAGGAGAUUGGAGUUUUUGUGACGGCCGUUUGAGAGGCCAUGAGAAAUUCGGCUCUUGCCAGCAAGGCGUAUCUGCUACUUUUACUAAAGAUUUCCAUUACAUUGUGUUUGGAGCCCCAGGCACCUAUAAUUGGAAAGGAAUUGUUCGUGCAGAGCAAAAGAAUAACACUUUUUUUGACAUGCAUAUCUUUGAAGAUGGGCCUUAUGAAGUUGGUGGUGAGACUGACCAUGAUGAGAGUCUAGUUCCUGUUCCAGCUAACAGUUAUUUAGGCCUUCUCUUUUUGACCAGUGUUUCCUAUACGGAUCCUGAUCAGUUUGUUUACAAAACAGAGCCCCCCAGUGUAAGGGGCGACAAAUCUCCUGGUGUGAUGAUGAAUAGCUACCUAGGUUUUUCACUGGACUCAGGAAAAAACAUUGUCUCUAAAGACGAGAUCACUUUUGUGUCUGGUGCUCCAAGAGCCAACCAUAGUGGAGCUGUGGUGCUUCUAAAGAGAGACACAAAAUCCACACAUCUUUUUCCUGAGCAUGUGUUUGAAGGAGAAGGGUUGGCCUCUUCAUUUGGCUAUGAUGUGGCAGUAGUGGACCUCAACAAAGAUGGCUGGCAAGAUAUAGUUAUUGGAGCACCACAAUAUUUUGAUAGAGAUGGAGAAGUAGGAGGUGCCGUGUAUGUCUACAUUAAUCAGCAAGGCAAAUGGAAUAAUGUCAAGCCUAUUCGCCUUAAUGGAACCAAAGAUUCUAUGUUUGGUAUUGCAGUCGAAAACAUUGGUGAUGUUAAUCAAGAUGGGUACCCAGAUAUUGCAGUUGGAGCACCCUAUGAUGAUUUGGGAAAGGUUUUUAUCUAUCAUGGCUCUCCAAGUGGAAUAAAUACCAAACCAACACAGGUUCUUGAGGGUAAAUCUCCAUUCUUUGGCUACUCAAUUGCUGGAAAUAUGGACCUUGACAGAAAUUCCUACCCUGAUGUUGCUGUUGGUUCACUCUCAGAUUCAGUGUCGAUUUUCAGAUCUCGGCCUGUGAUCAACAUCUUGAAAACAAUCACAGUAACACCUAGCAGAAUUGAUCUCCGACAGAAAAUGCUUUGCGGGGCCCCGAGCGGGAUCUGCCUGAAGGUUAAGGCCUGUUUUGAAUACACCGCCAAACCCAGUAAUUACAAUCCUGCGAUAACAAUUGUGGGAACACUUGAAGCCGAAAGUCAGAGGAGGAAAUCCAGCUUAUCAUCAAGAGUUCAUUUUCCAAAUCAAGCUUUGGAACCCAAGUCUUCCCAUGUCUUGACUCUGAAAGGGCAAAAACAAAAAAUGUGCAUGGAGAGAACACUUUGGCUACAGGAAAACAUCAGAGAUAAGCUCCGUCCCAUUCCUAUAACAGCUUCAGUGGAAAUCCAAGAACCAAAUUCACGGAGGCGGGUGAAUUCACUUCCAGAACUUACUCCAAUUCUGAAUUCAAAUGAACCCAAAACAGUGACCUCAGAGGUCCAGUUCUUAAAAGAGGGAUGCGGAGAUGACAAUAUUUGUAAUAGCAACCUAAAGCUGGAGUACAGAUUUUGUACGCGAGAUGACAACCAAGACAAAUUUUCUUAUUUACCCAUCCAUGAUGGUGUUCCAGAACUUGUUCUCAAAGACCAGAAAGAUAUUGCGUUAGAAAUAACAGUGACUAAUAGCCCAUCGAAUCCCAGGAAUCCUACAAAGGAUGGGGAUGAUGCCCAUGAAGCCAAGCUCAUUGCCACUUUUCCUGAUACCUUAACUUAUUCUGCAUAUAGAGAGUUGCGGGCUUAUCCAGAAAAACAGUUGAGUUGUGCAGCCAAUGUAAAUGGUUCCCAAGUAGACUGUGAGCUUGGAAAUCCCUUUAAGAGAAAUUCCAAUGUUACUUUUUAUUUGAUUUUAAGUACCACCGAAGUCACCUUUGACACCACGAACCUGGAUGUGAAUCUGAAGCUGGAAACAACAAGCAAUCAAGAUAAUUUGGCUUCAAUUACAGCUAAAGCUAAAGUGGUUAUUGAACUGCUUUUGUCGGUCUCUGGAGUUGCUAAACCUUCCCAGGUGUACUUUGGAGGUAUUGUUGUUGGUGAGAGUGCAAUGAAAUCUGAAGAUGAAGUUGGAAAUCUAAUAGAAUAUGAAUUCAGGGUAAUCAAUUUAGGUAAACCUCUUAGAAAUCUCGGUACAGCGUCUCUAAACAUUCAGUGGCCCAAAGAAAUUCUCAAUGGCAAAUGGUUGCUUUAUUUGAUGAAAAUAGAAUCUAAAGGAUUGGAACAAAUCAACUGUCAACCACAAGGUGAAGUUAACCCUCUAAACCUAAAGGAAUCUCCUCACAACUCAAGAAAGAAACGAGAGAUUGCAGAAAAACAGACAGAUGAUGGCAGAAAAUUUUCAUUAUUUACAGAAAGAAAAUAUCAGACACUUAAUUGUAGCACAAAUGCUAACUGUGUGAACAUAAUAUGUCCCCUACAAGGUUUGGACAGCAAAGCUUCUGUUAUAUUGCGGUCAAGACUGUGGAACGGUACAUUCCUGGAGGAAUAUUCCAAGAUGAACUAUUUAGAUAUUCUUGUUCAGGCUACCAUCAAUGUUACUGCUAAUGCUGAGAAUAUAAAGGUCCCAAAUGCAGGCACUCAAGUCCGAGUAACAGUAUUUCCUUCAAAGACAGUCGCACAGUAUUCUGGAGUGCCUUGGUGGAUCAUCCUCGUGGCUAUCCUUGCUGGAAUUUUGAUGCUUGCUCUAUUAAUAUAUUUACUAUGGAAGUGUGGAUUCUUUAAGCGCUCCAGGUACGAUGACAGUGUUCCCCGAUACCAUGCUGUAAGAAUCCGGAAAGAAGAACGACAGAUCAAAGAUGAGAAAUAUAAUGAUGGCCUGGAAAAAAAGCAGUGGAUCACAAAAUGGAAUGAAGAUGAAAGCUACUCCUAGGGGGGAAAAACAGCACACUCUCCAGACUUUUCUCUUUUUUUUUCAACUCAGAAAUUUAAAUGGAUUUUAAAAGUUCCUUUGGUAACUGAGGAUUGGUUUCAGACUUACUACAGACAGUAUGAACCUACAGUUUUCAACUGUGGAUAUUGUUACGGAUCCCAAAGCUUUUAUUUUGCACAGCUGAAUUUGGGAUGGAUGGAACUGAUUUUUUUUUAACUGCCUUAAUUUAAAUUUCCAGAUUGCCUUUCAUUUUGGUGUGGCUGACCUAUGAUGAGAAAGGCUAUGCUGAGUUAUACCUCCUGUGAAAUCUUCCCAUUAGUGUCUUAGAAAGAAAGUCACCAUCAUCAGUCAUGUUGACAUCCAGUGGCAUGUAGUAAGUUGUAAUCCCAGCAUUUGCCUUUCCUAACAUUUUUUUUCCACUAGAGUCUGAGAACCUUAAAUCAACAAAGGUUUAAGCUAAAGUACUGUCUUCAAGUAAACGUGCAAUAGAAGGUGAUGCUGCCAUCCCACCAUCUUGUUUUUAACCUCAGAUUUGUGUGAAUACUGCUCACACCAAAAUUCACAGGUUAUCAUUUUCUCUUCUGACUAACAUAUACACCACAA